This is a messenger RNA of Yamadazyma jaroonii, 1566 nucleotides long. The record is from the annotation of a GenBank genome assembly. Lineage: Eukaryota; Fungi; Ascomycota; Pichiomycetes; Serinales; Debaryomycetaceae.
AUGAGAUUAUUCAAACGAAGGUCUAGCGUUCCAGAAAAGUCACCCAACACUCAACAACCGAAUCAAGGACGGUCUCUCAGUUUCUCAGGGACUACGGAAGAAUUGGAAGAAAAGGAGCAAGUCGAUUUGACAGAUGAAUAUAUGAUUUCUCCAACCACCUCGAUCCCAUUGUCCGAGACCGAAACUUUAAACGGAGAUAGAGACCAUUUGCAUAGAUUGGAAUUACAAAAUACGUACGUGGAGAACUUCAAUAGCUAUUUGCCUUUUGUUCUUAGAAGGUUAAGACUUCAUCAACAUGAAAAUCAAAGUUUAGGGGAUGGGACCAUAAUAGAACCAAACGCUAAUUUUGAUGAUGAUGAUGAUUUACCGACAAUUCUAGAUGAACCCAUAGACGAUCCUUAUGGUACCACUAUCAUGGAAAAUAACAUUUCCAGAUAUUCUGUCAAGAGAGAAUUCAUCAUAGUCAAUGAAUUCAUCAAGCACAAUACUUAUGUAUUCCCCAGCAUCGAGAGUUUUGAACUCUUUAGAAAACUAAGGAACCAAAAUAAAAAACAACGGAAAAAUUCUAUCACUACCUAUGAUAAUGAGGAAGAAAAAUACAAUGUGAUUAGAGGUCAUGAAACGGCUGGCAAUUCGAUCAUUGAUGAUCGAAACCAUAUAGUUCCUGUGGAAUUUAAACUCGAAGGUCAAGGUUUACCAAUAUUCAGGGUAUCUGUUCCAUACAUGUCCAAUUUCCGUAAAAAUUCUCCUUUCAUUGUGUUUCAUAAGUUCAAGGAGAUUCCCAAUCCACCAGGAAACGAAGAUGAAGAAUUCGAGACCUAUCCAUUCUGUCUUGUGACUUUGAAAAGAUUUCAAGAAAUACGGCGAUACACAUUUGAAUUUCCAGAAUAUGGCUUCAGGGUAAUUUCAUUCCAGCACAAUUUUAGACCUUUCGCUGACUUUAAUUAUAAAAGUACAAGAUUCAGGGUAUUGGGCACUAAUGUCAUUAGUGCUUUUGCGUUGAAUUACAACCCCUCCUUGAAAUUGUUGGUGAUUGAUGAAGGUAAGGUCUCUCUUUGCGACUCGGUUAUCAAUCGUAAGCCUGGAUUCGAAAUUUCCUCAAUCAUCAAGAAGAAACAAGUCAAGGUGGAAGAAGAUGUUAGUGGCUUAGACCCCGCUGAUUAUCCCAACCCAUAUCCCGCUCCCGACAAUCCGUUAUUAGAAGACUCAUACUUUCAAUACUACAACAGUACUGGUUAUACCAAUGUAAGGGACUAUAUUCCUAACGAUCUUCCCCCGUUUGGUAAUUUCCUCGAUGCUUUAGUUUACAAAGAUCGAUUGAAUCUUAUUCCAAAAAAAUACUCUGAAGUUGGUAAAAUAGAGACAUAUCAAGAUCCCCACGGUGACGUUAAUUCCACUAAAUCUUCGUCAAUCGACGACAUGGUUCUUUUGUGCAUUUUGAUGACUUACAGAGAAAGCUCCAUAAGAGCUAAUGCAAGGCCAUCAAACUCGAGUGCUAUGCUUUCCUCGAGACUAUCAUCUUCCACUGCAUCCAACAGUCUAAUAUUAGGAACUGAUUUCACUUAA